UUGACAAUGCUACAGGGCAGCACCCCUCCCUUCGCACGGUUGGACUCUCGCUUCGCCGACGCGACCCCAGAUUGCGUGUGUCUACAUGUGGAUGCCAUUUCCCCUCGCCGGUCAAAAAGACAAUCGCCGCGGCCGGGGUCGGCCCCGGGGUGGGGGGGUAUGGUAGUCGAUGGCUGCACCGUCAUGACUCGGGUGAUCGAUAAUCUUUGAUUACCUGUCCCAAGGGGUCGCUUGACCCUAAUGGACGUUGAAACAGCAACUGCUCGAUCGAAGGAGGAGAAGGAGAUGCUGUGUAGAAAAGUCACCCCAACCCGAUUGCGACAUGAAAACGGGAUAAACGGCCUCUGGACAUCGGCUAUUGAACGUCUCCAAUCAAGCUCUAGGAUUCCGCGCGUCGACGUACGAGGGAAAAAGCAUGCCGGCAUUUGACAAAACCCUGUGGAGAGACAGCCCAAGCCGUUAAGUGAAGUACCCCAAGAUUCCGUCGCUUGGCGCUCAGAUUGGUGCACCAUGAGCACGCCUCCAGACCAGGCCCGAGAUUCAGAGAAGAGGCAGGCCACGCAGAUGACAAACACGCCAGUUCGGUCAGGCUCAGAUCUGGAGAAGAGCGGGAGCCCCCCGUCCGUGUUCCAACCGUCGUCGUCGUCGGAUGACAACCGAUCCAGAGUGGCACAGGACAAGGACACGGACCCGGACCCGGAUGCCGGAGACGGGCCCGAUGUCAACGCCGCCGACGCCGCCACUAUCGCGGGCCAGGCUCUCAGCCGAACGACGUCGAGGUCGAGCAUUACGCCAGCGCCGCCUCCCGACGGAGGCGUGACUGCCUGGAUGGCUAGUAAGGUUGCCGCGACACGAACCGAUGAAACUGCGAGUCUGACUUUCUGGACUAUAGUUUUCAGCGCCCACCUGGUUAUCAUGAAUACCUGGGGCAUAGUUAACUCCUUCGGUGUCUUCCAAUCCUACUACACGACCCUCCUUUCCCGCCCGCCAUCCGACAUCGCCUGGAUCGGCUCCUUCGAGGUCUUCCUCCUCUUCUUCAUCAGCACCUUUAGCGGCCGCCUCACCGACGCCGGCUAUUUCCGAACGCUCUUUGCCGCCGGCUUCCUCCUCGUCUCCCUCGGCAUGCUCGCCACCUCCUUCUGCACCCAGUACUGGCAGUUCUUCCUCGCCCAGGGCAUCUGCCUGGGCAUCGGCAACGGGUGCCUGUUCUGCCCGGCGCUGUCGACGGCGUCGACCUACUUCGACAAGAGGAGGGGCCUGGCGCUGGGCUUCGUAUCGAUCGGCAGCUCGACGGGCGGCUUGAUCUAUCCAACCAUGGUGAGGCAGCUGCUCCCGUCCAUUGGGUUCGGGUGGACGAUCCGCGCCAUCGCGUUUGUGCAGAUGGGCACGCUGAUGAUCGCUUUCGUGUUCCUGCGGCCGAGGGUGAAGCCGAGGAAGGCCGGGAGCAUCGUUGAGUGGGCGGCGUUCAAAGAGUUGGAGUACACGUUCUACGCCAUCGGAUCUUUCUUGAAUUACCUCGGCGUCUUUUUCGCCUUUUACUACCUUGCCUCCUACACCCGCGACAUUAUCGGGUUGAGCUACAACCCCUCUCUCAACCUCUUGCUCGUCCUCAACGGCGUGGGCGUGCCAGGCCGCAUCUUACCUGGCUACAUCGCCGACCGCGUCGGCUCUAUCAACACUCUUAUUCCCAUGUCUUUCAUCUCCGGCUUGCUCAUGUACUGCUGGGUCGCCGUCUCCUCCACGUCGGGCCUCUACACGUGGACGCCCUUCUAUGGCCUCGCCGCUAGCGCCAUCCAAAGCUUGUUCCCCUCCGCCCUGAGCCAGCUGACGAGCGACCCGCGAAAGCAGGGGACGAGGAUGGGUAUGACAUUUACCAUUGUCAGCUUUGCCGUGUUGACGGGUCCGCCGAUUGCCGGUGCUAUCAUUUCGGCCGAUGGCGGCAGGUAUGUCGGAGCGCAGGUCUACGCGGGGACGUGCUUGCUUGCCGGCAUGUGUUUCUGGAUUGCCGCAAGGGUGGUGAAGACGAGAAAGGCCGGUGGAGGGCUCUGGUUCAAAACGUGAGAGGGUUGUCGUUGCUGCGUUAGUGUACUUUCGCGGACAGACCAGCGUUGCUUAUUUGUUGACUGCUCGACACGAGCAGCUUUUGGCGUUUGCGUAGGCUCGAUACAGCCCUAAUUUAAUAGAC
Messenger RNA from Colletotrichum destructivum, 2185 nucleotides. Its product is annotated as Putative major facilitator superfamily, MFS transporter superfamily. The record is from RefSeq and is a predicted model, not a curated record. Gene Ontology annotation, cellular component: membrane. The transcript has 3 exons. NCBI's taxonomy places the organism in Eukaryota, Fungi, Ascomycota, Sordariomycetes, Glomerellales, Glomerellaceae. Gene Ontology annotation, biological process: transmembrane transport. The coding region runs from base 511 to 2061 and encodes 516 amino acids. Gene Ontology annotation, molecular function: transmembrane transporter activity.